AUGCCAGUCCCGGUAUAUGGUGAGAAUCUUCCUCACAUCCUAGACAAAUGGCCAAGAGCGCAAUGUGAAAAACCAGAGCCGUUCAGACUUCCACCAAACACCCAAAGGCAAGUCCUCGAGAGACGGGGUAUAGAUCGAUCAUCAUCGCUUUCUGUUCCAAAUCCCAGCACAAGUGCCAGGCAGAAAAAUAGCGAAAGUAAAAGGGCCUCACUGUGUAGGUUUCGAGGAUAUCGUUCAUCAACCCGGGUGGGAUCUGUGGCUCCUUUGGGGAAUACAGAAGAGGACGACUACUAUAGAAAUGAUUCUCUGAAGUAUUGUCGACAUGAGAAAAAAAAAGAAAAAGAGACUGGAAUUCCGGCAGAGAAGUCGAGAAUAUAUACUGGGCAGUGGUGUCCAGUGCGCCGCUGCAUUCACUCGCACGGGCCAGCUGAAGUUUUGGGGGGGGGGGCAACCAACCGAGGGAGCAACCAGCAGAGCAACGAAGCAGGCCGGUCCUGGUGA
This is a messenger RNA of Podospora pseudopauciseta, 501 nucleotides long. RefSeq lists its product as uncharacterized. Lineage: Eukaryota; Fungi; Ascomycota; Sordariomycetes; Sordariales; Podosporaceae. Bases 1 to 501 code for a protein of 166 amino acids. The record is from RefSeq and is a predicted model, not a curated record. The transcript has a single exon.